Messenger RNA from Erythranthe guttata (spotted monkey flower), 1254 nucleotides. Its product is annotated as TPR repeat-containing thioredoxin TDX. Gene Ontology annotation, molecular function: protein dimerization activity; Hsp70 protein binding. The record is from RefSeq and is a predicted model, not a curated record. Lineage: Eukaryota; Viridiplantae; Streptophyta; Magnoliopsida; Lamiales; Phrymaceae. Gene Ontology annotation, cellular component: histone deacetylase complex.
AAAUUCUUACGCGAAGUAAUUGCAAAAAAAGAAAAAAAAAAUGGAUUCCGAAAAAAUUGAAGAGCUGAAGGGUUUCGUGCAGCACUGCAAACAAAACCCUUCUGUUUUACACACCCCACCAUUUUCAUUUUUCAAGCUUUUUCUCCAAAGCAUGGGUGCUAAAAUUCCGCCGUCUGAAAAUUCGGGUAGAGAUAACGAGAAAAAUCAAGAUACGAAGCAGUUCCAAUCUGAAACUUUAGACGAGGAGAUUGUUGAAUCUGACGUUGAGUUGGAUAAUUCCGACAUUGUGGAGCCCGAUAACGAUCCUCCACAAAAGAUGGGAGACGCUUCCAUUGAAGUAACUGAAGAAAAUCAAGAAGCGGCUCAAUUAUCGAAAGCAAAAGCCAACGAGGCAAUAUCCGAUGGUAAUUUUAUUGAAGCUAUAGAUCAUCUCACGGAAGCAAUCACGUUGAAUCCGAAGUCGGCAAUUCUAUAUGCUAGUAGAGCGAGUGUCUUCAUCAAACUGAAGAAACCAAAUGCUGCUAUACGAGACGCUGACGCAGCUUUACAGAUCAACGCUGACUCAGCAAAAGGGUAUAAAGCACGAGGGAUGGCAAGGGCAAUGUUGGGAUUAUGGGAAGAGGCGUCUCGUGAUUUACAUGUUGCGUCGAAUUUGGAUUUCGACGAGGAGAUUGGCUCUACGCUAAAAAAGGUCGAACCCAAUGCCAAGAAAAUUGAAGAGCAUCGCAGAAAAUACGAACGCAUGCGCAAAGAAAAGGCGUUGAGAAAAAUUGAGCUCGAAAAGAAAAGGCGUCAAGAUGCUGAAACUGCUUCUGUUUUAAAAGAUGGAGAAGUAAUCGGGAUUCAUUCCGCUAGCGAGUUGAAAAUAAAGUUGAAUGCCGCUUCAAAGAUAUCGCGGCUCGCGAUACUCUAUUUCACCGCAACGUGGUGUGGGCCCUGUCGUGUAAUUUCUCCAGUAUUCACAACUUUGGCGGGAAAAUAUCCGAAAGCCGUGUUCUUGAAAGUCGAUAUCGACGAGGUGAAAGACGCAGCUGCUGAAUGGAACAUUAGCAGCGUACCGUGUUUCUUCUUUGUGAAAAACGGUAAAGAGGUCGAUAAAGUUGUCGGGGCCGACAAAACUUCGCUCGAAAAGAAGAUUGCCCAAUACGCCGGAUAGUUUCUUGAUAUUGCAGUUCAAUUUCACUUCUUACUAGAGAUUUUUCAUUUGAAACUAAUCUUACUUUAUGAGAUAUAAAAUGUAUUUUCAUUUUAUUU